CAGAACAGAAGUUAGUCGUCCUGGUUGGGACGCGCGCUACCCUCUGCGCAUGUGCUACGCAACUGUUUGGUGUCAGUGGUGAAAAUUUCAGGAUCUCGCCAACUGUUGGGAAUUCCUUAAGUGAAACUACACAUCGGGAGCUCGUUAUUAACAAAAGCAGGAUACUCGUCGCAAUGAGCUGCCAAGGCGAUUGCUCCGAAUUGGGGCCACCGCCCGAUAUGAUACUAUCAAUGCCUCCGCCACCAUUGUCAUCGUUUUUGCUGCCUCGGAAUGCAUUGGCUCCUCGGCCACCCAACAGCUCAUUGUCCUGCAUCGCAGCGUUUAUGUGCGAGCCGUCCUUCAAACCUAACGAGCAAUCCGGGAUGGAUUUCAUCGAGCUGUCAGGGAAUGGUAUGGAUGAUACAUGGGUAUUUGUACUGGUUUCAUCCUGUGUUGGUGUGCUGCUGUUAGGUGCUCUCCUGGCAAUGAUACUAAUUAAAUGCAGAGAGUAUGAGCUAUUUGCUUUAGAGCAAAAAGGACAAAUUACUUACACUUCCUGUGCUUACAGCGCUUACAAUUACUCGUAUCACGAUAGUAAUUUGAAGCACCCACCACUAGCCUCACUAAACGAGCCCCAUCUCGGUACCACCAAGUCUGGAUUUAUGCCAGGCACUAUCCUGUAUCCGACCAAUCAGCAAAUUGUAACCGACAAUCGUACCCUUUGGGCAACGCUAACCCCCCACGGAACGACACAACAUUUUAUAUCGGACUCAUACUGUAACCCCGAAGACCACUACGAAGUAAUCGACUAUGGUCGCAAACAUGAACAAUACAUUCCGUCUACACAAAACACUAUCGUCAAAAACAAGAAUUCCUUCGAGAACUCCGGCUUCGUAGAUUACGACUACGAAGAUCCGACACCACUAAUGGAAUCGUACAAUAAUUUUGAUGAUAUGGACUCUGGCUACCAAGAGCCACAGGAAGUAAUUGGGUCACUCAAUCGGAACCGCUCAAUUGUAUCGUCGCCAACCAGGAUUGAGAAUCCUAAUCUGGCUCCACUUAAUCUCUAUCCGACGCAUCGCAGCAAUAGCACGCUAAGCAAGAAAAAUACCACGCUCAGUAGACGCAUCAGUGAUAUCAAGAAUUAAAAUGCAAACGUGAUUUGUGAGGAAGCAGAAAAAAAAUCAAUAACAUAGCACUCAAGCUUUUCCUUUUGAUAAGGUGAUAAUCAACUGAAAUUCCUACAAGUUAGUAUCUUUAAUCCAGCCAGAUGAAAAUCAGAGCAAAGGCUUCAUCAAAGAAGCCAGUAUUUUUUCGCGCUGCAGGUUAUUUUUCGUAAUUUUUUUAACACUACUUAUAUACGAAAGAAUAGAGGAUAUGCUGCUUGAAUUUUACUUGUAACUUCAGGCGGUGCGGCAGAUAUUAGAACUUGCUUAUGCAUUCGAUUACUAUUGUUUGCACACAUAAACCGUAUGGAUGUCUAUGCAGUAGGGAAUAAAUAAAACAAAUACACUAACGGAGGAGCCGUUUUAAAUCUGUAUCGAGAACAGGACGUUAGCAGAGUGGAACUAAGUCGUCAAGCGAAAUGUGUAGCAAUUAGAACAUUCAUACCGUACGUAACUCAUACCAAUCAACGCAAUAAUCUAAAUAACUAACAAGGUUAAGAUUCCUAUAAUAACACAGAAAAUCACGAGUGAAAAUAGCUCAUCGAAGCAAACACAUUGAAUUGUCAUUUAUUCGUACCUUCUUGAUAUGAAUAACGCUGAAAACAAUAAAACUGGUUUGGUGUGUAUUUUUAAAUUCCAAAAAUUACCGGA
This is a messenger RNA of Wyeomyia smithii (pitcher-plant mosquito), 1796 nucleotides long. RefSeq lists its product as uncharacterized. The record is from RefSeq and is a predicted model, not a curated record. The coding region runs from base 174 to 1127 and encodes 317 amino acids. The transcript is spliced from 3 exons. NCBI's taxonomy places the organism in Eukaryota, Metazoa, Arthropoda, Insecta, Diptera, Culicidae.